CUUUCUUGUUGAAAUAUAACUUUUUGGUGGAUUUCCCCACAUUUUAUUGCGUUUUUUUGCUGAAUCGGCCUCAGAUAUGGAUCUGGUUGAACAACAUGAAGAUGGCCCAAGUUUUGUAGGAAUCAAAUUUUGUCAAGAAUGUAACAAUAUGUUGUAUCCCAAAGAAGAUAAGGAAAACAGACUUCUGCUCUACGCUUGCAGGAACUGUGACUUUCAGAUGGAGGCAGAUAAUCCUUGCAUCUAUGUCAACAAGAUCACCCAUGAAGUCGAUGAGUUAACCCAGAUUGUAGCAGAUGUCAUAGCAGACCCCACGUUACCACGUACAGAGGACCAUCCCUGCCCGAGGUGUGCCCAUAAAGAAGCUGUGUUCUUUCAAUCGAACAGUACUAGAGCUGAGGAAGGCAUGAAUCUCUAUUAUGUGUGCACAUCAGGUAAAUGUGCUCAUCGAUGGACGGAGUGAAUGGAUUUUUGGAACUCUUUAUGUGAAGCGGACACUUUUGAUAAAAAAUUUGAGGAAAUAAAUGCCUGCGGAAGCCAUUAUGGACAAUGGUUGACAAGCAGUAACAAUAUUAAUGUCAAGAACUGUUCUCGGGACUAUUUUUUUACUGCAUUUAAGAAAUAUUUUUUCAUUGUAUUGAUUGUGAGACUUAUGCGAUGACUAAGAAGAGAGACAAAGGCCUGAUUCUGGGCCAUGAAGAUGGUGAUGUAUAAAACAUUUAUCCUUUGACUAGAUUGAACCCUUAAGUCCAGUAAUGAAUGACCAGACUCGUGAGUGGGAGUCCGCUUGGACCGGUCGAUUGAAGGCUGGCUGCUGGUUUUGUAUUGUUGUCACCGCGACGGUAGAUUGAUUGAGAAAGAAGCUGCAGAAAAAAUAUGGACGACACCACUUCAUGGACAAAAAUAUCAUGCUGUAAACCAGUAAAGUUUGUGAAGGCAAAGUUUUAUGAAUUUGCUCAUUUUUUCGUGGUAAAUGCUACCAAAAAUUAAUGUUUUAUACAUUAAGAAUGAAAGUUUUAGCAAGUUAAAAUGUUUACAUUGCUCUGAAAUUGUGAAUGAAUGAAACCAACACAAAUAUUUGCGGUCAUCAGUCGCGUAAUGAAGGUUUUGUCUAGAGCACAGCAAAGAAGAUAGACAUUUGAAACAGGAAUUACAUGUAUUGUAUUUUUUGGAGAUUUCUGUACCAUUGUGUAAAUAUUGAUAAUUAAAAACGUUAAGUCAUUGUAUUACUUCUUGGGUACAGGACAAAAUAAAUCGAAUAUGAUAUUAUAAUAUUCAUUUC
Molecule: messenger RNA, 1279 nt
Organism: Lineus longissimus
Lineage: Eukaryota; Metazoa; Nemertea; Pilidiophora; Heteronemertea; Lineidae
Product: DNA-directed RNA polymerase II subunit RPB9-like
Exons: 5
Coding region: 77-460 (127 amino acids)
Biological process (GO): transcription-coupled nucleotide-excision repair; maintenance of transcriptional fidelity during transcription elongation by RNA polymerase II; DNA-templated transcription
Cellular component (GO): RNA polymerase II, core complex
Molecular function (GO): DNA-directed RNA polymerase activity; nucleic acid binding; zinc ion binding
Source: RefSeq, a predicted model, not a curated record